AGGGCCAGGGGAGGGCGUGCGCCGCGGCAGGCCCAGGGUGCCCAGGGCAGGGCAGGGCCAGGGCAGGCCCAGCUCGCGACGCGGUCCCCGGUGGGGGGUGGGGAUCCCAGCCCGCGGCUCCCACCCCCGCCGGAGUAAUUGGAGGUGGUCCUCGCAGGGCUCGGCUGGGAAUGGCGGGCCAGGUAUAAAUAGUUCGAGUGCCCAAAACUAACGGCACUUCACCUCUAUCUCUCUUGGCGCCGCGACUAGAACCAACAGCCCGCUGCGUCGCUCACCAUGCUCAAGCUAGUGCUCUGCUCGUUGGUGUUGGGGGUGGCGGCCGUGUCCGGCGGACACCUCGGCGGUCACAGCGGCGGCCUCCAUGGCGGCAGCCUCCACGGCGGCGGCAUCCACGGCGCACACGGCACCACCUACGGCUUCAGCAGCUACGGCGGUGGCGGCGGCUACGAGCAGCAUGGCCACGGACUACACGGCUACGGAGGCGGCUACGGGGGUGGUUACGGGCACGGUGGCGGCCAUGGAGGCGGCUACGGCGGCGGCCUCGGCCACGGCUCGACGUGGGUCACGCCCACUGGAUACGGCAGCAAGGUGACGCACUCCACCGGCGGCUCCAGCUACACGGCCCGCUCCGGCUACGGCUACUGGCCCCCGGCCGGAGCCCACGGGGGCGUAGGGGACUGGCAGCAGGGCGCUCUGCAGCAGGGGCCGGCCUGGCCCGCAGGUGCAGGUGGCGCAGCAGGCGCCUGGCCCUCUGCAGGUGGCGCCUGGCCUUCUGCCGGUAACGCCUGGCCCUCUGCCGGUAGUGCCUGGCCUCCUGCGGGUGUUGUGGGCGGCUCCUGGCCCUCUGCAGGUGCUGCAGCGGGCGCCUGGCCCGGGGUUGGCUUUGGGGCAGGCGCAGCUGCUGGGCCGUCCGCCUGGCCGGGGGCAGGGUUCAGUGGGGCCGCAUCAGCCGGCCCGUGGGCCGCGUCUCCGUCCAACUCAGCCUGGCCCGCUGGACCAUCGCUUCACAAACCACUCGCCUCAUCCUACUCUAACUCUAACCUGGUAUCAAAGUCUUAUGGCGGAGCUUAUGGUGGCAGCUAUGGGACCGGUAACGGCUGGUGAUAACUAUAGGAAACGUUUUUACUAA
Frankliniella occidentalis (western flower thrips) is the source of this 1129-nucleotide messenger RNA. RefSeq lists its product as uncharacterized. The coding region runs from base 277 to 1104 and encodes 275 amino acids. The transcript has 3 exons. The record is from RefSeq and is a predicted model, not a curated record. NCBI's taxonomy places the organism in Eukaryota, Metazoa, Arthropoda, Insecta, Thysanoptera, Thripidae.